Messenger RNA from Oreochromis niloticus (Nile tilapia), 1159 nucleotides. RefSeq lists its product as uncharacterized. The transcript is spliced from 5 exons. The coding region runs from base 67 to 1134 and encodes 355 amino acids. The record is from RefSeq and is a predicted model, not a curated record. Lineage: Eukaryota; Metazoa; Chordata; Actinopteri; Cichliformes; Cichlidae.
UGUGUGGACGGACUGGAUAGUCACUUAACAUCCCUCUUUCCCUCACGUCAGCGUAGCAGCUUGCCCAUGCCAGUGACGUCUACAGUCAGGAGAGAAUGUGCACCUGCACCACGUUAUCAAACUCGGCAAUGCUUCGGCAGCUGGACAUCAGGCACCAGAAGAAAAAGAGCUAUGGCACAGCAGCAUGACCAUUUCAACAAAGAUGUUAUACUACUUCCAACUCCAUCAUGGGGAGUAGUGUGCAAACAAGGUUCAAAAUUAUGGUUACACAAACAUGGGCACAUCCUCAAUGCUUUUGAAUUCCAGAAGACCUGGGACAACCAAACUGUCGUGAAACACAUCAAGGAAAGCUUUGGUGAACGCAUUCCAGAGGAUGUCAGCCUCGAGUUUCUAAUGGCUUGUGGCAAUAAGCUGGUGUCUCCAAAGCUCCAAGAUGGUCAGGAGCUGAAUGGGAUGCUGAUCCUAAAGGUUUUUAAAACCAAAGCCCUCUAUAGUGAAUCAGAUGAAGACAAAGAUCCUUCUUACAUCAGCUCCAAAUCAGCAUUAAGCAGUUGUGCAACUGAUAAGGACAGUGACGAUGAUUGUUUUGAAGUUGAUAGUUCAAAAAUCCAACAAGACAUGAGCAGCCAAGUCACUACAAGGUUAAGAAGUCAUGUUAAAGGUGAUAACCCUGGCACUAGCAGUGAUGAAGAAGAUGAUACUGGGACCAAGUGUAUUAGAAGGAGUGUUGGUAAAAGGCGACGAGCAAAGCAAGGAAGUGAUGGGAACAGCAUUUGUGAUGAAGGCUACAUGGCAAGAAGUGAUGACAAACCUAGCACAAGCAGUCACAGCAGAGAUUUCAAUGCAAGAAGUGAAGACAUCCCAGCCAUCAGUGUUAGUGAUGAAGAUUAUUCUUCAUAUUUAACUCUCGUGGCAUCACUUUCUGGCGAUUCUUCAGAUGAUGAGGAUUUAAAUCAAGCUAUAAUUGCGAGCUUGGAGAAUCAGAUUGCAGAAAAAGUCCCUGUUCAAGAGAUACUGCUGGAACUAUCAAGCAAAAUUAGCACAAAACAGCAGUGCAAAUUUAACAUAAAUCGCUCUGCUGUGUGGGAGGGAGCCUUGCGUGUUUUCAGAGGCUAUCUUAUGAUCCCAACUUGAUGAUCUGUGUGAAAUUCUCAGAUGA